CUUGUAUAUUACUUAGUUAUUACCUUUUAAAAAAAGUACUGUAUAUUUCUCUUCAGUUGUCCUCGAUUCCUAAUGGAGUUGGAUGGCACUCCAUGAAAUUUUCGAGCAGUUCUAUUUCUCUCCAGUUGUCCUCAAUUCCUCAUAUUCAAUGAGAUCAUGAAGAAAGCUGUACCCCUUAAAAAUCCAAUCAAGAAAAUCUCCACGAAACCAGCCAAUUCUUCGUCCAAACCCAAUAAAGGCAAACGUAAGACAAAAUUUACCAAAUCUAGUUCAGAAUCUGACUCGGUCCCACCAAUUAGCUCUUCCCUCUCAAGUUUUUUGAAAAAAUGGCCAAUCUUGACCCCAGAUUUCUUCCAAAUCGACGCUCUCGAUCUCGCCCCGCGUUUGCUCGGCAAGUUUCUGAGGAGAGACGAUGUUGUUCUUCAGAUUACUGAGGUGGAAGCUUAUAGGCCAGAUGAUUCAGCCUGCCACGGUCGAUUCGGAGUAACAGCAAGGACUGCUCCUGUGUUUGGUCGUGGUGGACAUGCAUAUGUAUACCUCUGCUAUGGAAUGCAUUUCAUGCUAAAUGUUGUAGCAGACAAAGAAGGCAUUGGAGCAGCUGUCUUGAUUCGUUCUUGUGCUCCCAUCUUUGGGUUGGGAACCAUUCAAGAAAGACGUGGUUUAAAAACAGAGAAACCUGUUCUUCUUUCUGGACCUGGAAAGGUUGGUCAAGCAUUAGGGUUAUCGACAGAAUGGUCCAACCAUCCCCUAUAUACUCCAGGUGGUCUAGAAAUUUUAGAUGGCCCAAAGCCUGAAGAAAUAUUGGUGGGACCAAGAGUUGGUAUUGAGUAUGCUUCUCCAACAGAUGUUAAUGCAUUAUGGAGAUUUGCAAUUGGAGGUUCCACUUGGAUUAGUGCUCCUAAAAAUACCCUUAGACCUCCUUGAUUGUGGAGCACCAAUAUAUGUUUAUGUAUGUAUAGAAGAGAAACAUAUUUAAACAUCAUGGAACUGAUGGAAGCAGCAACAUGAAAUUUUGGACCCCCCCCCCCCCCCCCCCCCCCCCAUUGCAUAGUACAAAUGUCAACAUAACUCUUGUUAUUGCGCUGUAUUAUUAGAGCAUUAAAAGAGGAAACCGCAUAAGAUUGUUUAUUAUAAGUUUGUUUGUG
Messenger RNA from Cuscuta europaea, 1145 nucleotides. The record is from the annotation of a GenBank genome assembly. Lineage: Eukaryota; Viridiplantae; Streptophyta; Magnoliopsida; Solanales; Convolvulaceae.